Molecule: messenger RNA, 1113 nt
Organism: Gracilinanus agilis (Agile Gracile Mouse Opossum)
Lineage: Eukaryota; Metazoa; Chordata; Mammalia; Didelphimorphia; Didelphidae
Gene: TMEM61
Product: transmembrane protein 61
Exons: 2
Coding region: 1-738 (245 amino acids)
Source: RefSeq, a predicted model, not a curated record
AUGGGGGAGUCAGACUCCUCGGCCCCGAGGCCUCCCCCAGGGCCUCCGCAGCCCUGCCAGGCAGCUCUUCACAUGGCCUCCUUCUCUCUCUUUCUCUCCGUCCAGCCCUGUGACCGAAGGGUGGCCUCGUCCUUCCGGUACGGAGUGACCAUCACCGGGGCGGUGGUCCUGGUCACCGGGACGCUCUGCUUCGCCUGGUGGAGCGAUGGGGACGUGGAGCCCUCUCUGAGCCCCGAGACGAAAGCUUCCCUCCCUGGGAAGGCAGCCCCCGCGGCCGGCACCCGAGCUCCCCCCGCGGCACCCCCCAGCGCCCUGCUCAGGUCCGUCAGCUUCUUCUGCUGCGGCGUCGGGGGGAUGCUCCUCCUCUGGGGCCUGCUGUGGUCAGCCAAGGCCAACGUACGGGCAGCCCCGCGAUGCUACCCCAGCCGUCUUCCCAGGAGCCUGGGCUACCUCACGGCCGAGCCCGUUGAGAAGUGGAACCACAGUAGCUGGGCAUCUUCCUCAGUCCCCACCUAUGAGAUGGCCAUGAGCUGUAGCCCUCCUGUCCCAGAAGAGGAAGAAGAGAGUGGACCACCUCCAUACAGCAGAACAAAUGGCAUGGCAGCAGGAGGACUGACUCGAAGCAUAUCAGAUGGGGCACUGCUGGUCCCUUCCCAGCCAGAGAUGUGGGGAAACCAAGGCAUAGCCUGGGUCAGCCCCCCACCUAGCUAUGAGAGCAUCAAUGCCUAUGGCCUAUGACUGACACCCCAUCCUGAACCAAAGUCUUCUUUGGAUGUUUGAUAGCUGAUGCCAGCCAGGUGGGGGCUAACCAGGAACCCAUUUGGAGGAGUUAAAGCCCAGACUGGCUUCUGUCACCUCUCCAGAGACAAUAUUUAGCCUCGGUUGCCUUUGUUCCCAGGAGUCAAAAAGAGGUUAUGUUUGGACUUGAAUCCAGGUUAGACCUGGAUUUGGAUCCUCAGUGGACCAUUGACUUGUUGUGUGACUGAACAAAUGCUUUUGCCUCUCUUGUUUUUUUUCUUACUUGAAAAACAAGAAUCUUAAUCCCUGCCCUAUAGACCUCUGGGGGAUGUAGCAUCAGAUGAGAUAACAAAUCUUAAAUAGUUUUGUAAACUA